Molecule: messenger RNA, 5519 nt
Organism: Betta splendens (Siamese fighting fish)
Lineage: Eukaryota; Metazoa; Chordata; Actinopteri; Anabantiformes; Osphronemidae
Gene: slka
Product: STE20-like kinase a
Exons: 19
Coding region: 481-4026 (1181 amino acids)
Biological process (GO): protein phosphorylation
Molecular function (GO): ATP binding; protein serine/threonine kinase activity
Source: RefSeq, a predicted model, not a curated record
GAGAGCUAGCUUGAUGCUGGUCCACAAACUUCUGUGUGCCCAGCCAACCGAAGCGUGAGGUCUUUUCGUUGUUCCUUUGAUCUCGCUCUCGUUGACUAAAUGAUGUAAACGCCUUGCUAUACGCGAUGAUACGGUCUGUAUUUGUCUUCCUGGGUCUGAUCAGUCAUUUAAAGCGGAAACGCGCGCCUGUGCGGAGCAGCGAACUCUUCUCCGUAUCCCUCACCUCCUCCCGACCAGCGUCCUGUGAGCUCUGCUAACUAGCUAUGAUGUGAUUGUGGUUAAAAGCCGCCGAGGGGAGUUGUAAUUGCCAUUAUCGUACCCAAAUGGCCGCGACAUUUGACAAUCUGCCUCGACUGAGCGCCUGAAUGCCGUUACUUCGUUAGCCAUUUGGGGCUCUGCGUCGGGAGGAACCGCUGUAUUUUCGUGGCGGAAAUAACCGAAGACGCCGCAUCCACAGCGCCGUAGUUCUCCCCCGACACGAUGUCUUUCUUCAAUUUUCGGAAGAUUUUCAAGUUGGGGCCGGACAAGAAGAAGAAGCAGUACGAGCACGUGCACAGAGACGUGAACCCGGAGGAGAUCUGGGAGAUCAUCGGGGAGCUGGGAGAUGGGGCGUUUGGGAAAGUGUAUAAGGCUCAGAACAAGCAGAAUGGGACCCUUGCGGCUGCCAAGGUUAUUGACACGAAAACAGAGGAUGAGUUGGAGGACUACAUGGUAGAGAUUGACAUUCUGGCCUCCUGCAACCACCAUCACAUCGUCAAACUGCUGGACGCCUUCUAUUUCGAAGGCAAACUCUGGAUUCUUAUCGAGUUCUGUGCAGGUGGGGCGGUGGAUGCCAUCAUGUUGGAACUGGAGAGGCCUCUGACAGAGCCUCAGAUCCGUGCGGUGUGUAAGCAGACCUUGGAGGCCUUGUCUUACCUCCAUGAGAACAAGAUAAUCCACAGAGACUUGAAAGCUGGAAACAUUCUCCUCUCCUUGGAAGGAGAUGUGAAACUGGCUGACUUUGGGGUGUCUGCCAAAAAUACCAAGACUUUACAGAGAAGAGAUUCUUUCAUCGGCACUCCAUAUUGGAUGGCCCCAGAGGUGGUCAUGUGUGAGACAUCCAAGGACCGCCCGUACGACGCCAAGGCCGACAUCUGGUCCCUUGGGGUCACCCUGAUAGAGAUGGCACAGAUUGAGCCCCCCAACCACGAGAUGAAUCCCAUGAGAGUGCUGCUGAAAAUAGCCAAGUCCGAGCCGCCCACACUCAUGCAUCCCUCUCGCUGGUCCCCGGAAUUCAGUGACUUUUUACGGAGAGCACUAGAUAAGAAUGUGGACAAUAGGUGGAGCACAGCUCAGCUUCUACAGCAUCCUUUUGUCACGAGUGUCACUGAUAGCAAACCCCUUCGAGAGCUUAUAGCUGAGGCCAAGGCUGAAGUCACAGAGGAGCUGGAGGACAGCAAAGAGGAGGAAGAGGAGGAUGAGCCUGAUACACCUGUGGCUGUUCCUGGUCAUAAGCGAGCGCCAUCUGAUGCCAGUGUGGCCAGCUCAGAGGACGACAAAGUCCCGCCAACUCCGUCCACGUUGGAAUCUGUUACAGAAAAGACAGAAGCUGAACCUGUUGAAGACCGGACUAGUGAUAAGCUCUCAGAUGAGGGACUUGGAACAAGUGAAGUGGACAGGACUGAGGAGGAGAAACUCAAUGAGAUUUCUGAUGCAAGUAAUGAGGAUCUAGCCUCUGGGCCUGUAGAACCAGCCAAGGAUUUCUCACAAGAUCAAGCGGAAUCUAAAGAAGACGCCAAAGCUGAAGAGAUUCCUGCACAACCAGUAACGCUCCAGUCAGAAGAUGUUACAGAUAUAGCAGGGGAUAUUGUCACAGAUGGCGGAGGAACAGAAGAGAAGCUAAGCGAGAAAGCAGAUGAAGAACAAAAUGAAAUAGCAGAAUCUGAAAUGGAAUCUAAGGAGGAAAAGGCAGAAGACGAAAAAGUAGCAGGUACAGAAGAAUUGCAACCUGAAGAUAAUCUAGAAAAAACAGAAUCUACAGGAGACGUGAUGCAGGUAACAGAGAAAAAUACAGACGCUAAAGGGGAGAUCCCUCAGCACAAAGUCACAGUAGACAGGAUAGAAGAUGCAUCUAAUGGCUCUGAUGUGAAUAUAGAGAAGGAGAAUAUAGAAUCUAAUUCAAUAGACUCCCAGCCACUUGUAGAUAAGUCCUCCGAUGAGGUUUUAUUAGAGAAGGAGAUCGUAGAAAUUGACGCACAGGAGAAGCCUGAGGCUGAUGCUUAUGAAGAAGCAGAGCUGCCUGAACAAGAUGUUGAGAACAGAAAAGAUCACAAAGAGGAGGAACAGACCACGACCGAAUCAAUAAAUGGAGUCAGUAAUAAAAGCAAUGACAUCAUUGAAGUUUCAGAAGAGGUGGUCCCAUCAGAGGAUGUCCCUGUGAAGGAAGCUGAGGAGAAAGCUACUACUGCAGAUGAGAGCACUUCCCAGGAUGCUGUGUCCGUCCCAGAGAGUGAAGUUGAUUCAGAAACCAAGACGGAGCAAGGGAGUCCUGCAGCGAUGAAGCCUGAUGUGGAGUCUGACUCUGGAAGCAGUUCUGCUGCUGAUACAAACAGUGUUGACCUCAAUCUGUCCAUCUCAAGCUUCCUGUCCAAGAGCAAAGAAGGGGGCUCCCUGUCCAUGCAGGAGGCAAAACGGCAGAAGAAAACUCUGAAGAAGACGCGGAAGUUCAUGGUGGAUGGUGUGGAGGUCAGCGUGACGACGUCGAAAAUCGUCACAGACAACGACACCAAGAGCGAUGAGAUGAGGUUCCUGAGGCGGCAGGAGUUGAGAGAGCUGCGCCUCCUGCAGAAAGAGGAGCAAAGAGCUCAGCAGCAGCUCAGCAACAAGCUGCAGCAGCAGAGAGAGCAGAUCUUCAGGCGCUUUGAACAGGAAACUACAGCUAAGAAGCGCCAGUACGACCAAGAGGUGGAGAAUCUUGAGAAGAAGCAGAAGCAGACCAUCGAGCGGCUGGAGCAGGAUCACACCAGUCGACUCAGAGACGAGGCCAAGCGCAUCAAAGGGGAGCAGGACAAGGAGCUCUCCAAGUUCCAGAACAUGAUGAAGAACCGGAAGAAGGAGAUCAAACAGGAAGUUGGCCAGUCACCCAAACAUGUGAGAAAAGAGCUCAUGAAACGCUUAACGGAGGACCUAACGCUGGUUCUGACGGCAGAGGAGCAGGAGUUUCUACAGAAGCAGCAGCAGGACCUGGAUGGAGCGCUCAAGAAAAUCAUCCAGCAGCAUAAAGUGGAGAUCGCCACUAUCGAGAGGGAUUGCCUCAACCACAAGCAGCAGCUGAUGCGAGCUCGAGAAGCAGCCAUGUGGGAGUUGGAGGAGCGCCAACUGCAGGAGAAGCACCAGCAGCUGAAGCAGCAGCUUAAAGACCAGUACUUCCUGCAGAGGCACCAGCUGCUGAAGAGGCACGAGAAGGAGAUGGAGCAGAUGCAGCGCUACAACCAGCGGCUGGUGGAGGAGAUGAAGAACAAACAGACUCAGGAGAGGGUUCGUCUGCCCAAGAUCCAGCGCAGCGAUGCCAAGACCCGCAUGGCCAUGUACAAGAAGAGCCUCCGCAUCACUGCCACCGCAGCUGUGACCCCAGAGCAGGAGAGGGAGCGCAUUAAACAGUUUGCUUCACAGGAGGACAAGAGGCAGAAGAACGAGAGGCUCCAUCAACACCAGAAACACGAGAACCAGAUGAGGGAUCUGCAGUUGCAGUGUGACUCAAACAUCAGGGAGCUCCAGCAGCUACAGAAUGAGAAAUGCCACCUUCUGAUUGAACACGAGACCCAGAAGCUGAAGGAGCUGGACGAGGAGCACAGCCAAGAGAUAAAGGAGUGGAGAGACAAGCUGAGACCCAGAAAGAAGGCGCUGGAGGAGGAAUUCACACGGAAGCUCCAGGAGCAGGAAGUCUUCUUCAAGAUGAGCGGUGAAUCUGAAUGCCUUAACCCCACCACCCAGAGUCGAGUAUCUAAGUUUUACCCCAUCCCAAACCUGAACAGCUCUGGUUUAUAGCCUCCGUAUCUGUCUGUCAGACUCUUCCAGAUCAGCAACCAAUUUUUUUUAUCGUUAAACUGAUUAACAGAAUAUCUUCAUUGCUUUGAUUCCACUCUUGGUGAGCAUGACGUGCCUAAGCACUGUUCCCUCACUUUCCUUAAUUUUUCUUAUCUUAGUGGAGAUGCCCAAUGAUUAAUUGCACUUUUCUGCGCAUGUAAAAUAAAAAAAAAAAGAAAGUUAAUCCUGCUAAUCAGAUUAUUGUAAGCACAGCUACAGUGCUACAGUGACUGGUUCCUUCUGGUUCUUCCUGCUUUUCGGCCCUUAACUGGGUUUAUCACAGUGUGGAGUAAAUGCAGUGCCCCUAAAUCUAGUUACCAUGGUUACCCAUUGUCACAAAGUCAGCAAAAUGUCUUAGAAGCUGUUAAUGAAGCCAAUUCUAAAGUCCCUGUUUCACAGCAUGUAACACAGCACUGGCCCAAACUGAGACGUACAGAUGAGUCUACUAACUUUGUUAAUGCUGUGUUGUCUGCGUCCAAAACCAAGUGUGAGCUCAAAUGAGAAGGAAUGUAUCGUGCUGUAACUGAGUGAAAUGUUAGGUGUGUAUCUAAUCACAUACUGUGCUUGCCAUGACAACACUUCAGUCUCCAGAGAUGAAUGAACAAAAGUAUUUGUAUUACUUCAUAACUUGGUUUUAUUCGAGUGCAGUAUUCCCAACACUUAGUCCCCUGUUUAGUAAAGCACAGCGGUGACCUGUUGCAAAAAAUAACAAUUCUAUAUAAAUAUAUGUAUAAAUAAUAACCCUCUAUACCUUCUGGUUGUUACUUUGAAGCAGUAAAUAGUAAAGGAAUGUAACGCUGUUGAUUUGCACUGUUUUGCCAUGAGCUAAAAAAAAAAUAUGCAGUAGUACAGUAAAUGUAUUAUGUUUAACAGUCACCCAGAGCCUGGUCAAACUCCAAACUGAUAGGUUUGAAUAUUUGCCUCCUUUUAAGCUUGGGAUUCAUCAUGUUUUCUUUUAAUGUGACCGUUUCGUUUUACGAUCGCAUCAUUUUUUUUUCUAAAUGUGUAUAACUGAUGCUGAAAUCUCUCCCUCACGUUUGCUCUCCUGGGGACCAGUGUUGAAUGCUAAGGUACAGCUAGGAUGCUGUGUCACUCACUGUAGGGGUUCCAGUGUGUGGUUUAGUGUACUGUACGAGUAUAGAGACCUUUUUUAAGGUCACGUCAUCCGAUUAGUCCAUUUUUUCAGCUGCACAUCAUCAGUGCUGACAUUAACAUUAGGCAUGUUUUGUCAUGAUCUCUGUUGGGGUUUGCUGGAGGUGAUCCUGUGAGUCACACUAAACACCCCAUAGAUUUCAGUUAUAUUUUUUAUUUUUAUGUUACAAUAUUUUAAAGUGUUGAUAAAUUUAUUUUACCACAGCCGAUAUUCUUAGGAUAUGCAUUCUGAUGUUACAUCAAAUGUAUUUAAAGUGUCUUUAUAAAUGGACUUUUUUUGUUUAAAUAAAACAUGGACCUUU